AUGAUUUGUAUUGUGCAGUAUUUAGCUGGCCAAAAUUUAGCUUUUAGGGGUGACAGUACGAAUCUUUAUGAGACUAAUAAUGGCAAUUUUUUGAAGUUAGUUGAUAAGAUUGCUAAAUUCGAUCCAAUUAUGAUGGAACACCUGAGCAAUAUUCGAAGGUCUAAAGAGUUGUGCCAAAAUAUGCCUCAUUACCUGAGCAAUCACUUCCAAAAUGAAUUAAUUCAUUUAUUGUCAAGAAAUAUUCAGAAAGAAAUUCUGAGUUGCCUCAGAGCAGCAAAAUAUUACUCAAUUAUUUUGGAUGAAUCUCCAGAUGCUAGCCAUGUUGAGCAGUUGACGGUCAUAAUUCGCUUCGUUUAUUGUUCUCCAUAUGAAGUCGAAAUUAGAGAACACUUUCUGGGUUUUUUCAAAGUUUUAAAUACUACAGGAGAAGAGCUCUUCAAUUUUUUAAAAGAAGAAAUAUUAUCAAAAUUUGAAAUAAUCCUUGACGACAUGAGAGGUCAGGGUUACGACAAUGGGGCAAAUAUGUCUGGCAAGUAUGUGGGCCUUCAAGCUCAAAUUCUAAAAAUUAAUCCCAGAGCAAUGUUUUUGCCUUGUUCAGCUCACACUAUUAAUUUAAGUGUCAAUGAUGCAGCUAAAAUUUCAUAUGAGACUCAACCGACUGACCUAUUAAACGAAUAUACCGAGGAGAAAAUCCAAAUCAAUUUCAUUGUAUCUACUCAUCAAAAAACGUCUAUUUUGAUCGAUGACUACGGCUUGGAAAGCCGGUGCAAAAUCAAGCAUGCUAUGGUGCGCCUCAACGAUGAACAUCAGACAAUCGGAACGCACCGAUUUUAUGACUCUAUCGUGAGGGAUUCAUCCAGUUGGCGGCGUCCCAACGACGAUCAGGACGUCGGAGCACGUCGCUCGUAGAGGUGGGCGUACCUUGAAACUUGCUGUCAUACUCACAAUGACAAACUUUUACCAUCGAAUAAGUUAAAUAUCUUCUCUGUCCAUCAGUUAUACAGUAAGGUAUCGCCAAAUGUGCGUCUAUUAAGUGUACUAACCAACGAAUCGUUUAAUCAAAAUUAGUGAGUGUAAUAUUCAGGCGUGUCAAAUUCAGCAUGAACUCAAUAUUGACAAAAUAGUUAUAAAAGAACUGUUACAAAUGUAACCGGUGGUCUCUACAACGAGUAGGCUAUGACGACGCGUGAAGUCGUGCUCGAAGGUGGUGCUCCGUGGGGUUUUCGCAUGCAUGGUGGAGUCGAUCAUAAUCAGCCGUUGAGGAUUUCUAGGGUUAAUCCGGGGAGUAAAGCUGCGCUUAGAGGAAUCCGAGAGGGAGAUUUGAUUUCGUCCAUCAACGGUCAAGGCACUAAAAAAUUAACAAACAUUGAAGCGCAUGGACUUUUACGCAAGGCAGGAGAUGUACUGAAAUUAGGCUUAAACGAGGAUCCAGGAGAGUCACCUAAGAGAAGACAAUAUAGAACAGUACAUCAAGAAACUUUACAAGAAACGGUAAAAAGAUCCAGCGUGACAACAUAUUCUGUAACAAAAACUUUUGAAGCUGCAGACUCGUUAUCGGAAAAUUCCAACGAAAAUUCAGUUGCCAAAGCAGGACAAUCAACUGUAAAUGGUACUUCGAACACCAUACCUCCCAGUAACUUAUUAGUAACAAGAAAAACAAGCUCUUCCAGUUCAUCAUCACCGACACUCACUAAAGAAGGUGAUCUUCGGAACACAUCGUCCGAUCAUGCUUUAGCAUCUCAAAGGUCUUCCUAUACAAAUUGCACGUUAAGUCCGUCCAGCCCUUCUAUAUUAUCCGAAGACGGCAUAUGUAGCUGUACUCCAGGCCAAGACAACAUAGAUAAACAACACGUAAUAGAUAACAUGAACGAUAACCAGAGCAGUUCAAGAUCAAAGCGACGAAGACAACGCCGAAAAAAUCAUCGAAAGAAUAUCGAAUCUACGCAAGAUAAUACAGAAAAUACUAUAACUAGCGUCGAGACUGAAAAAUACGACAAUGUUAUUAAUGAAAUUAAAAAUAUUAAAGAAGACUAUAUCGUACAAUCCCCGGGUGAACUUUCAAAAAUUAAUAACGGUAAAAAAUCUAAUGUGAAACCAGUCAAAAGCCGAAGUUUAGACGAUGAUGAUAUGGUAAAAAUUCAAGAGGUGUCUGAACUAAGUGAAACAGAAGAAAGAGAAAGUCAAGCAAUAGUUUCAGAAGCAUCUGAAAGUGAAGUUGAAUGGGAAGAAACGGCUACUUUAGAUAUUCCACCUCCUCUUCAUGGUUCUUUAAGUACCUUCACACUACCUCUCGAAGUAUGCAGCAGUGAACAAAUAACUUUGCUGUCCCCCGAAGAAGAAAAAAGUUUGCGCGACUUUCUCGGAAGUCUUAAUUUAGUAAACGGUCCAGAAGAAGCCGCGAAUAAAGUAUACGAAAAGAACUCAAUAGAAAGUAUUAAACUGCGAAAAGCUAGAAAAAAAGCCGAAUUAGACCAAUAUUUUUUACCUAUUUACCAAAAUCCUCGAUAUUUAGAUGUAAUUAGUGAAGAAUCUAGUGAUCGUGACAGUGACAGAGAACAGACAAACAAAACUCGUAUUCUUAGGAAAGGAACCCCAGAACAAGACCUACCUCCUGUACCUCCCAAAAUUCCUCCCCGACCCAAUCGCGAACGAAAAAAAUAUCUUCCCCCUAUACAACAAGCACCUGCAGUAUUAGUGGAUACAAAAUUGCUUGAAAUUCCCACAAAGUCGGAAGCUAUUUGUAGUACAACAAUUACAACUGAAGAAGGUAUAACGCCAGAUGUUGAGGUCGUUUACCUAACUUCGUCUGAAACAGAUUCUACUGAUGAAGUGGAUAGUGCCAGUAGCGAUAGCUACGUCGUUGGUUCAGAAAGAAAUAGUAGCAAUGAAGAUUUAAGUGAAAAAACAUUGGUAAAUGUCGAUGCUAAAAAUUUAAAUAAUACCGAGGAAGUACAUAUUAUUAAAAACAACAAUUCACUGGAUUUUUCUUUUAAAAAUGUGAAUAAAGGGAAUGAAAACUUGAAGACUGAAUUAUCCUCAAAGUGUUGCUUUACUAUUAAAAGCAAUAAAAGUUUCGACGACACCAAAGACACUGUAACUAUAGACUCCUUUUCUCAAUUAACACCUCCACCGACCCCUGAAAAUGUAUCUCCAAAAGAAACAAAAACUAAUAUUGAAAUAUACCAUGGUGUAAACCAAAAUAAGGCAGACUCUAAACCUGUACCAUUCGCAACAAUUAUUAACGUUUCAUCCAAAAUAAAUCAUGAUACUGGUGAUACUCAGAAUAAAAAAGAACACAUUUUAUUAAGAGAAAUAGAAAGAGAUGAUACUACAAAAUAUUUAACAACUCUUGAAAUUGAUCCAAACGCAGAAACUAUUUAUACCAACAGCAUAAGUCCACCUCCUCCUUCAAGAUCUAGGUCCUCUUCCAGAAGUGGAAGCUCAAGCCGAGAAAGUUCUCAGUGUACAGCUAAAUAUAAUCCAUCAUUGUCGUCAAUGACUGACGUUCUGUCACUAGCAAAAAAUGAAGAAACCAACUAUUACCAAGCAUUAACUCUUAGGGAAAUAUGUUUGAAAUUUCUACUAGCAUUUCCCUUUGGAAAAGAAAUGUUAGAAGAACUGGCUGACGUGUCCAAAUAUAUAGAAUCCUACACCAGAUCCCUUCCUAGCACUGUGUUACCUAAAUUAGUUCCUAACUUAGCACCGUUUGUUGACAAAGCACAUACAAACAAUAAUAUUCUUUCUUAUAACCUUUCAGUCCAUUUACCCUCCAAAAAACUGCAACUUGAGGAUAUCAUUUCUAUCAACAGCUCUGUAAAUGAAACUGAAGAAAACCUCAAAAAUAAUCUGAAAAGCAGCCAUAAUGCACUUAAUAAACAAGAAGUACCAGAAAAUGACUUUGAAAUAAAAAAUUCAAAGUUAUCUGCUUCUAUGGAGAGAAUAAUACCAAUUCAGAUUGAAACAUCUUCCAUUAAGGAAACUUCAAAAGUUGAUUCUACAUCUCGAGAAUUUAAUAUUCCUAUACAUAUUGAAAAAGUACGUGAAAGAACAAUUCCGAUAACGAUUGAGGCAAAUGAAAAACAAGACGAGAAAAAUCAAAACAGCAACGUAGCCAAAGAAAGAAUAAUUCCUGUGCAAAUUGAACAAAAAUGUCAACCUGAUGAGUAUGUGUUAAAAAAACAUGAAGUAAAUAUACCAAUUAAAACAGAAGUACCAGAUUAUCCAAGUAAAGAAUUCGUAAUACCAAUCACAAGGGAAAAUAUUAAUAUUAAAGAUAAUGAAAUAAAAAAUGUGGUAAAUAUGUCAAAGAAAGAGGUAAAUAUUCCAGUAGUAAAAGAUUGGGUUGCAUUACCCACUGAAAAAGAUCCAAAAGUUUUAAUGUGUUUAUCGCCUAAACAAAAGGAUCAACUUGAAAAAUCUAAACAGAUUCCCGAUGAAGCAGGAAAGUUGCUAGAACUACAUGAAAAAUUUAUAAACAGAAGAAGCUGCCACCAAGAUGUAAGAACAGAAUCUCAAGAAAAAGUCACUGUCACAAGUAACGUACCGGAGACCUCUAGUAGAUUGUUAUCUAUAAUAAGAGAAGAACCUUCAACGAUAACCGAUGACAAAGAUUAUAUAUUUUUUAUUGACAAAGAACCGAAAGCUAAUCGCAUGGCUACAAUACCCCGCGAUACGAAUAAAGCGCGUCUGAACGCUAAAGAUUUAAGCGAAUGGCUUAAUUUAGCUCGAAACAAAAGUAUGAGUGAAAGCAACUUGACCACCGUUCCAGAUAUUCCCGAAAAUAACUUAAGAAAGUAUUUCAAUACACCUGCGGCGCCUAUAAGACGUACGUCGUUGCCUCACGAUAUUUACGAAAAGCAAAUGAUUUAUAUUCAAGAGAAAGAGCGAGAAAUUCAACGGCAAUUAGAAGCCCUCGAGGAGGAAAAGCGAAAAAUGAAUGCCGAUAUGGCACCCUCGAAACAAUUUCACGCGGAAGACUACAAUUUUUCUCGCAAGGGCGAUUUCGCGGAGUCUAAAAAAAGACCCCUGUCUAUGCCCCUGAUUCCGACCGAAUAUUUUCGUCAACAAAUGUACGAAGAGUAUAUGGAUAAGUUUGCCGAGCGUGAAGAACGUAAACAACAUAAAAUUAUUAAGGUCACGUCGUCCAAGGACGUACACGAGGAUGAUCAAAAGGCUGUAGCCAAGGAAAUAAUUCAUCCGGUACAAAUCGAAGACGAAUUUAUGAAUAAAGUGAAACAAAAGCAGCAAGAAGGUGUACUGGAAAACCGAAAAAGUGAAGAAACAGAAAAAGAAAGCUGCACGAAAGAAGAUGAUGAUCCUCCCGUUUUGGUAAUGGACGGUGAAAAGUUAAAGGAGGCCAAAGAACUACCCAAACAUUUGCAGGAGUUCGUGGGACCAGACGGUAAGUUAAUGUGUUGUUUUGACUAAUUGUGUUGAUUUUGUUUUGUACUAAUGAUAAACUUGUGAAUGAAUA
Molecule: messenger RNA, 5473 nt
Organism: Diabrotica balteata
Lineage: Eukaryota; Metazoa; Arthropoda; Insecta; Coleoptera; Chrysomelidae
Source: the annotation of a GenBank genome assembly